Aspergillus campestris IBT 28561 is the source of this 1042-nucleotide messenger RNA. RefSeq names its product U2 snRNP complex subunit MSL1. The transcript has 3 exons. Bases 1 to 579 code for a protein of 192 amino acids. The record is from RefSeq and is a predicted model, not a curated record. Lineage: Eukaryota; Fungi; Ascomycota; Eurotiomycetes; Eurotiales; Aspergillaceae. Gene Ontology annotation, molecular function: RNA binding.
AUGUCUACAAAAACGGUCCCGACGCGCGGUGCGCAAGGGAAACCAGUCGUUGGAGGUGGUCUUCCAAGUCAAACACUAUACUGUACCAAUCUGCCCGAUAAACUCCGCAAGUAUGAUUUACGGCUCUCGCUUUACACACUUUUUUCCACCUACGGCGUGGUUUUGGACGUCGUGGCCAUGAAGACCCAAAAAAUGCGCGGUCAAGCCCACAUUGUUUUCAAAGAUGUCCAAUCCAGUACGCAAGCCAUGCGCGCGCUUCAAGGGUUUGAAUUUUUCGGCAAACAGAUGAAAAUUGUCUAUGCCAAGGGCUCGUCAAAUGUCAUCGCCAAGCUCCGUGGGACCUACAGUGCACCUUCUGGGGCUCUUCCAGGGAUUGUUACAACAGACCUCCAAAAGUCGAUUUUCAGCGGCCCCCCUGGGUCCACGGCAUUGCCCCCCAAGCCCGCCGGCGAUGUAAAUGGCGAUGCUCAGGCAGCGCAUGGUGUCAAACGGCCGCGUGAAGAUGAAAGCGACGAAGAAGAAGCGCCCAUGGAUGAAGAGAGCGAUGUGCCCAUGGAGGCUUCAUCCGAUGAAGACUAGAAAACCCAGUGGAAUUCGGAUUCUUCGAACCAAGUCGAAAGGUCAUGCGGAGAGGGACGUGAGAAGAAGGAACCCACCCCAGCGCGUUUCUUGUUGCUGCCUCAAAUUAUUCGCCUUGGGUCCGAGCCUGAUCAUUGGCGACGAAGAUGGCAGACGGUAAAUGUAGACCAAGACGGCUGCCCACCAGCCCAAGCCAGAUGAUGAGAUAAGUAUCGGGGUCGACGGCCUGCUGCCCUGCGAUGCACCUCAUAGCGUCCGCAGUGUUACAUGGAUGAACAAAAGAUGCGGGGGUCCCGGAUUCUGGAUGGUACUACAAGGCAUGAGCUUUGGAUCAUAAAGCGGUUAUGAGCGAUGGCACCUACGCCAAAACUAAUACUUCCCAUGACACCAACACUUUGGAGCUCGUUUCUAUGCUGGUCCGAUACGAGAUACUGGUAAACAGCGUCUAACCCCAGCGGUCCCG